AUGUUCCUCCGCCAGCUCGACCUCACCACCGCGCUUCGGCCGUCUCUUCACGAUGACGAAACUCUACUCUCUGUACAGGACGGCGUGGGUCUCUACGAAGGCAAAUUCAAGAUUUCUCACUACCAGAAUGGUCAUGCCUACCUGACGUCGCACAGAGUGUGCUACGUUGACAACGAUGAUCCUCGGAAGUACUCGGUGGCUGUCGAUCUUAAGGAGAUCGAACGGCCUGAAUUCUCCGCCCGCUUUCUGAAAUCAUCGCCAAAGAUCACGCUCUUCCCGAAGGCCACAAGGCGAGGCGUACCGGCUCUUCGGAGCCCAGUGCCUCGAUAUGCUUCACCAGCGGAUGCUCUUAUCACACCUGGAGCGCCGACAUCACGUCCCGCUGCUUCGCCAGCGCCUCCAUCGACACGUGAUCUCAACGCCACUUGGGUAUGCAAUGUCUGUGGCAUGUCAAACGCGGUACCCAGGAACUUCGAUCCAGCUACUGCAAACCAGCAUACUCCUCUGCCGCCUUGCCAAACAUGCGGUGUGAAGCCAGAGCUAGCUCUUAUACUCAAAGCAUCCAUCUCCGCCAUGAGCAAUCGACCUACCUCACAGACACCUGCAGCCUUUGCUAAAAAUGGUGCUGCUGGCAGCUCACCCUUAUUCCCAAAAGCUAUCAAUCAAUGCCCGAGGUGUACCUUCCAGAACGAUCCAUCACUGAGAGAGUGUGAGAUCUGCGGAGCUUCACUCACAGCAGCCAGUAUUAUCGCAUUGCAAGAUCUCAACCAUGGACGGACAAGACCAGAGUCGCCAGGUCCGACACUGACCGGCAGCAUCCUGGACGAUGAUACUAUAGAGACAAUCAAGUUCUCCUUUAGGGCUGGUGGCGAGAAGCCUUUCCUGGACAGACUGAAGGGUGCUCUGGUGCAGCGGAAGUGGUUAUUGCAAAGUGCUCCUCCAAUACCAAGGCCAGGGCUCAACUCCGCACCCACUGGCCCAGGACCAGGUAUGUCUACGAACGGACAGAGCAUGCCUGCCACACCACCACCACGAGUAGUCGGCAUCGCUGGCCUUGAGAGGCGAGGCGCAGAGUUACGACAGAACAACCAGACUGUAAUAGGCACCGCUUUCGAAGACAUCGAAGCCCUCAUGACGUCUGCAAAGGAAGUCAUUGCGAUGGCUGAGCAAUUCGCUAAGCAGAACGGCAACGACUCAGUUGAAGCACGGAAUCUCCUAUCAGACUCUGCUUCCGCACUUGGUCUGGUAACAACGAAAGAUAUGCUAGGCGCAGGCUCAGCAUCAGAGACCCUGUACGUGACAGAACUCGCACGCAACCUAGCGGAAUUCCUCACAGAUGAUCGGCGUGGUGUGCUGAGGCGGGAAGGCGGCAUUAUGUCUCUUGUAGAUCUGUGGGCUGUUUUCAAUCGAACCCGGAAUGGCAUCGAACUGAUCUCACCGCUAGAUUUCGAGAAGGCGGCAGAUAUGUGGGAGAACUUACGCUUACCCAUCCGACUCAGGACGUUCAAAAGUGGCCUGCGUGUGGUGCAGGAGUGUAGUAGGACAGACGAGAGGACUAUCUCCAGCUUACUAGCAUGGCUCCGGGACGCGCAAAAUUCGAGUGGACUGCCCCUUGAGCAGACUUUCGGCAUCGGUGUUACAGCACAGCAGACAGCAGAGCGAUUUGGCUGGAGCGUUGGCGUUGCGACCGAGGAGCUGGAGAUGGCGGAGGAGAUUGGAGCACUGUGUCGCGACCAGAGUCUGGAUGGUAUCAGGUUCUGGGAGAAUCACAUCAUGAGUACUUUUGGGGAGCAGAAGACGACUGACGCCGCGGCUAUGUUGAGUGGGAUAAGAAUAUGA
Molecule: messenger RNA, 1839 nt
Organism: Recurvomyces mirabilis
Lineage: Eukaryota; Fungi; Ascomycota; Dothideomycetes; Mycosphaerellales; Teratosphaeriaceae
Gene: VPS36
Product: Vacuolar protein-sorting-associated protein 36
Exons: 1
Coding region: 1-1839 (612 amino acids)
Biological process (GO): protein transport to vacuole involved in ubiquitin-dependent protein catabolic process via the multivesicular body sorting pathway
Cellular component (GO): late endosome membrane; ESCRT II complex
Molecular function (GO): ubiquitin binding; phosphatidylinositol-3-phosphate binding
Source: RefSeq, a predicted model, not a curated record